UUACAAUACCAGACUAGGCAACUGUCUUCGCUGUGGGUUCGGAAGAAUCAGAAGAGUAAGAACGUGGACAUAUCAGGAAUCCACCCUUUCCUUCCAUGACCGAAUACUAGGAAGGCUACAAAGAGAUAUCGAAUCUAUCUGCACAUUACCUAUUGAAUACCUCCUUCUAACAUCAAUCUUUCGCCUUUGUUCAAUUACAGCUUCAGAUAUAUCUACAUGUACCUUCGAAAUGGAGACAGCACUAAAAUUGCAGAUGGAGAAUUUUCAAGUCGGAUGGAUCUGUGUUCUUAACAUUGUGCUAGCCACCUUUUCAUGGGCCCAAGAAGGCCACCUCUGGAAAGCAGCAACAUAUGCGUCCAUGAGACUCCUACACAAAUAUCCCGCCACAAAAGGUGGGAUCCGAGGAGAUCACCGAAAACAAAGCAAAGGCCAGAGUAUUUCUAGAAACCUUCUUUCUGAAGAUGUGGAAUUAGGCCACUGCCCCUAUCGGUGGAAGCAAGCGCGCAUCAUAGUGCUGAGGAAAUCCAGGAAGCCAGACUACGGCUCAUCAGAAGCAUACCAACCUAUCUCUCUACUGAAUACCCUGGGGAAGGUACUAGAGGCCGUCAUGGCUCGCAGACUGUCAUUCUGGGCUGAGACCUAUAAACUACUUCCAGACACCCAGUUUGGAGGCCGGCUAGGACGGAAUACAGAACAAGCGCUCUUAACCCUGGCAAACGCGAUUGAUCGCGCAUGGCUACGGUUAAAGGUGAUCACACUGGUGGCAUUUGAUCUCAAAGGGGCAUUCAAUGGAGUGAAUGACUCAAGUCUUGAUGCCCGCUUGCAGGCAAAAGACAUCCCAACCGUAGCCAGACGCUGGAUCCGGAGCUUCAUGGAGAGCCAGUAUGCCAGCAUCUCCUUCGACGACUUUCAGACGGAGAUCUCCCCGCUCGAGAAUGCUGGCCUAGCGUAG
Molecule: messenger RNA, 952 nt
Organism: Talaromyces stipitatus ATCC 10500
Lineage: Eukaryota; Fungi; Ascomycota; Eurotiomycetes; Eurotiales; Trichocomaceae
Product: reverse transcriptase, putative
Exons: 3
Coding region: 230-952 (240 amino acids)
Source: RefSeq, a predicted model, not a curated record